AUGCCCUCCGAAGCGACGCCAAUAGAUAAUAAUAUAGAUAUUCUCGAUGAGGAAUUUGAUGACUCGAUAGAUCAAGAGCUUGUUUCAGGGCAUGAUAUCCCAGACAACAUCACAAAUCCGCAAGAGUCUGAGGAUAGCGCAAAGCAGACAAAUACUCAAGUCCCAGAUUUAGGGAAAACUGAAAAGACCUUUAAAGAGAUUCUUCAAUUGAUGGAUGAUGAUCUUGCUCCCAUAAUCCCUGAUGCUGUCACAGACUAUUACUUAAGCAAGAGUGGAUUCGAAACUUCCGACGUAAGAAUCAAGAGAUUGUUGGCAUUGGCAACACAGAAAUUUAUAAGUGAUAUCUCUCAGGACACCUACGAGUACUCUAGGAUAAGAAGUUCUUCUGCUGUGUACAACUCUUCGAACCCACAGCUAAGGGCAAAGCAGCUUUUGCAAGGUCAACAAUACGCCAAUCAACAGAAUAAUGGGUCGAGCAAUAACGUUGAUGGUACUAAUGACCAGCCAACACAGGUCUUUUCAACAAACUCUAAUAAUCAGCAGGGAAAAAUUGUUCUAACGUUGGAAGAUCUUAGCAACGCCCUUUGUGAAUAUGGAAUUAACACCUCAAGACCUGAGUUCUACCGGUAA
Australozyma saopauloensis is the source of this 630-nucleotide messenger RNA. RefSeq lists its product as uncharacterized. Gene Ontology annotation, molecular function: RNA polymerase II general transcription initiation factor activity; promoter-specific chromatin binding. Bases 1 to 630 code for a protein of 209 amino acids. The transcript has a single exon. Lineage: Eukaryota; Fungi; Ascomycota; Pichiomycetes; Serinales; Metschnikowiaceae. Gene Ontology annotation, cellular component: nucleus; transcription factor TFIID complex; SAGA complex. The record is from RefSeq and is a predicted model, not a curated record. Gene Ontology annotation, biological process: transcription initiation at RNA polymerase II promoter.